This is a messenger RNA of Pocillopora damicornis (cauliflower coral), 1443 nucleotides long. RefSeq names its product adrenocorticotropic hormone receptor. Lineage: Eukaryota; Metazoa; Cnidaria; Anthozoa; Scleractinia; Pocilloporidae. Gene Ontology annotation, molecular function: G protein-coupled receptor activity. The record is from RefSeq and is a predicted model, not a curated record. Gene Ontology annotation, cellular component: plasma membrane. Gene Ontology annotation, biological process: G protein-coupled receptor signaling pathway.
CAAACAAAAUAGUCAUUGGUCCGUACCCGAUUCUAAGGAAAUCCUUUCAAGGUUUAAACUGUGGAAAUGAGGCGAAAAGUGGCAAUUGCAAGGUUAUCUGCUGGAGGAGGGAACGAAGCCAGAACUAAGAUCUACAUUUUAAGCUAAAAUGUAGAAGAGGACCAGUGAUAACUGAUAACUGACAACUACUCAAUACUACCCUCAAGAAAUCCGAAUAACUGGGUGCCCCGUUGUUUUCAAAUAGUUGUUCUUGAGACACCAGUCACUAUUACUACAGAGGCUAAAGAACGUUUGCGAUGGGGCUUGGAGCGAGUCACUGUUUCGGUGUCUGGGCUCCAACUGAGGUUUCCAUAACGACAAUGGUGUUAGCUAUCGUUUUCAUGAUAGCAACCGUCCCAGGAAACUUGAUGGUCAUCUUGGCAGUUCUAUUCGAUCCCAACAAAAAUCUUCGAAACCCGUUUACGCUUCUGGUGGCAAAUCUUGCCGUCACAGACCUUAUCGUGGGUGCGCUGGUAGAGCCGUUGUCCAUUAACACGCACUACAGAGAGUCUCGAGGCUUGUCCAUCAGCAUGUCAUGGUUCUCUCAAUCUGUGUAUUUUCUGUGUUGCACGGCGUCUCUGCUGAGUCUUGCAGCACUUACUGUCGAUCGCUACUUAGCGAUAACAAAGCCUCUGUGGUACAGAGCCAACGCCAAUUAUGGGCGUGUAGCCACAGCUGUCUCCCUGGUUUGGAUCCUUUCAUGUUGUUCCACCUCCAUUUUCUUCUUUGUCGGCUUUGUGGCCUACGCUUUUGUCUUUGCCAACAUUACGAUGUUUUGCACUAUUUUUAUCUUCAUUUUCUCUUAUGUGCGUAUCUUUCAGUAUGCCAAAAACCAAAUCACCCAAAUCGACAAUUUGACCGACGGUCAAACAGAGCUAAAUAAGGCUCGUCAACGAGCCAUAGAGAUGGAAAAUAAGCUCACUAAAACCUAUCUGAUCAUGCUUGGCAUCUUUCUGUCCUGUUACAUACCUUCGUGCAUCAUGAUCUAUUUCAUGAAUCUUUGCCAGGGAUGCAGCUGUGAGCUGAUUCACUGGCUGAGAGAUUUCCACUUUGUUUUCAUCACAAUCAAUUCUCUCAUCAAUCCCUUUCUUUACGCCUUCCGACUGCCGAACUUUAAGAGUGCAGUGAAGCGAAUACUCGGUUGUGCAUCCCAAGUUGCUCCAGUAAUCGUUACUACGGGCAACGAGGUCACAGUCAAGGACUCUGGUCCCAGAAAUUUGUCAUCCACCAACAUCAGGAGCGCUUCGCAAACCCCUGGUCCAUGUGAGUAAAACCUUACCUUCUGCAAACCGAGAUGAUUUCCUUGAGGAGACGCAUUGGAUGAAGAAAUCACAUGUAAUCGUUAUACGGGAAUACUUUACUCUUUAUUGACAGCUUUGCGAGUUUCUUCUUUAACGAAAAACU